UUCCUCCCCCCAGGGUACAGAAGGCUCUUUUCCCCCUCUCUUCUUAUGAGAAAUAUCCCUCUUUUGUGUGCUUAGGCUCAUUGCUGAGGCAUCUCAUUAGCACAGGCACUACACCGCCCUGGUGUGCCCCACUUCACCCACCUUUCCUGCCUCAAAUGAGGUCUCAGAAACUACCUCCACCCUCCCGCCUACAAAGUUUUUAGCGCCCAGCUGACACACAUACCAGUCCCCUGUGCGGAGUCUGAAGGCAGCUCUUUAGAGAUGUGCUGCUUUGUGCCAGAGGGUGAACACCCACUUACCCAGCUUUCUACUGUAUGGCACCCUAGGGAACAUGUGUUAGCAGGGCAGGCUGCUCAAGGAAGAGACCAGAAAUGAGAAUGUAAGGAAUGUUAGCUAAACACAAAUGGUGGGCCACCCUGCAGAUUGAGGAGGGAGUAAAAAAGCAGAAGGCGAUGGCACCUGAAAAUUUAAUCUCCACUGGGAUCAUCCAGAGAGAGAAAACCUCCAUGGAAGAGGAGCUUGCUGGCCAGCGUGGAGGUUGCUUCAACCUUGCUGAUGUUAUAUACUUCUUCAAGAAGGGGUGUGAGGCAGUUGCAGAAGAUGAAGUCACCCAGCGGUUCUCCUCUGAGGAACUGGUGUCCUGGAAUCUCCUCAGCAGAACCAAUGCUAACUUGCACCAUGUCAGCUGGCAACUGACUGUUGUGUGGGUCAUUGGGAUCCUAAUUCGGUAUUGCCUCCUGAUGCCCUUUCGCAUCUGCUUGGCUGUUUUCACCAUCCUCUUGCUAAUAUCAGCCACUACAUUAGUAGGACAGUUUCCUAAUGGGAGAGUUAAACACUGGCUGGCCAACCAGGUUCAGAUGAUAUGUGCCACAUUAGGUAUCCGAUGCCUGAAUGGCCUUGUUCAUUUCCACAACAGAGAAAACCGACCACAGGAAGGUGGCAUCUGUGUAGCCAACCACACAUCUCCAUUAGAUGUUCUAAUCCUGGCCAGUGAUGGAUGCUACUCCCUGGUUGGCCAGACACAUGGAGGGUUUUUGGGACUUAUUCAAAAAUCUUGCAUGCAAGCCACUCAGCACGUUUUGUUUGAACGCUCAGAAAUGAAAGACCGUCAUCUGGUGAGGAAAAAAAUUAGAGAACACAUUGCAGAUAAGGCCAAAUUACCCAUUUUAAUUUUUCCAGAAGGUACCUGCAUAAAUAACACAUCAGUAAUGAUGUUUAAGAAGGGAAGCUUUGAGGUAGGAGGAACCAUCCAUCCAGUAGCAAUCAAGUAUGACCCCCGCUUUGGAGAUGCAUUCUGGAACAGCACAAAGCAUUCCAUGAUGACCUAUAUUUUUAAUAUGCUUACCAGCUGGGCUAUUGUCUGUAAUGUGUGGUACCUGCCACCAAUGGUCAAAGAGGAAGAAGAAGAUGCUGUUUGCUUUGCCAACAGAGUCAAGGCUGUCAUUGCUGCUCGGGCAGGAAUGUCUGUUCUUCCUUGGGAUGGGGGGCUGAAAAGGAAAAAGGUCAAAGAGUCUUUCAAGGAAGAGCAACAGAAAAAAUACUGCCAGUUGGUAAUAGAAAAUGGAUCUGUGGGAAAUGGAAAUGUUUGUUAAAUGCUGUGCAAGCUACACAGCCAAGUUGCAUCACCAUCUGAGAGAAGCCUGCGGCUCUGUCUUCUUCAAGAGGACAAACUUCCUCUACUGUUUACCACUUAACAUGUCAUCCUUUCAGAUCGUUACCCAGUAGACCUUGCACCUUUAAUUGACUGGGUGGGGUCUUCUCCAAAUAAAAUAUGAGGGCCUUCUGGUAUGGCUAAUCAGUGUAGGGGAGACCUACACUGUAAAGCACAGCCUUGCUUUGUAACUUGAUGCUGCUUUCUGAUACCUACACAUUAAACACCUAAGUGAUGUUAACUGUUGCUGGAGUCCUUAAUUCUCUUGACUCCAAAUGUCUUUUCCUACAGCUAUGUCUUAUCUUCGGGAAUGUCUGAAAUGCUCUUCUCUCUACAACUUCUGCUGACCUGCUUUACGUUAUUGGGAGACCCCUCUUGACUCGCUGUUGUUUUAAGAUCCGUUUCAAUAAUUCUACAUCCAUGCAGGACGAGAAAUGUGAGCAGCAUGCCAUCUAGUGGCAUCUAGUUAGCGGUAGCGAUCUCUCCCUUGCUGAGUUAUCUAAUUCCGAGGAAUUAAUCUUUCAUUUCUCCUACUUUCCAGGAAAACAUGAAAACAUAGAAAUAACUCCGUAUAUCUCAAACACAGGAUCUUUGAUUAUCAGUCAUGGUGUACCACCAGCAAUGCAUGUACUUGUUCUAAGUUUCGUCACCCUGUGUUCAGUGUAUUUUCCCCAGGCUGCCUCUUAGCUAUGAUAAAUCUAAAUCAGAAAUGCUUCUGUCCUUCAGUUGCUUCAAAAUCAGUUAGGGAUCUAAUCUCUGACCUUCUACUUGUAUUUUAAAAUUCAGUAGAGCCAGCAAGCCUGAGAUGUUCCUGAGGGCAGUAUGGCGCUUCAUUUGCUGUCACGAGUUUCUUCAGUACCUCGAAACUAUUUGCUCCUGACCAGGGGCUGGGGACACUGUCAGAAGAAAACAUGUUUUCAGGAGAAUGAGGCAGAUGCUCUGAACUUGUAUUCUACCUACACAGAUUUCCUUAAGCUGUAGUAAGAACAGUGAGCAGUUAGAGCUGAAUUCCACAACCCAGCAUUUUAUGCAAACUCUUCCUUGUGCAGCCUGCCUUGAACAAAAGCAAGAAAAGCAGCCUUCAUCUGCUGUUUGUUUUUAACCUCAACGCACUCUAUGGAACAUGUUUUGGUUAUGUGUGCAGUUUGAGGCCUGAUUUCAAGUAAGCCAAUGGAGAUAGGUCACAGAUGCAUUACAAGUGGGACCUCCAGGUUUUUUAGCCUCUCUGUAGGAUUUGCUUUUGGCAAUGUUUGUGCUGAGGUGAAAUACCUAUUGCUCAGGUUCUUUUGAACAUUUUUCCCAGCUGUGGUGCAGAUUGUGGAGAUGGUCUGUGAGGCAUUCACAGGUGCAUUUGAUUUUGGAAAAGUAGGCUUAGAAAUUAGUGGACAUACAGUAGAGAAAGAGGCCUUCCUGGCUUAUUGCUAUUUUAUUGUUGCUGUACAGAUGGGAAGGAUCUUAACAUUUCUCCUCUCCCAUCCUCCUCCUCCUAUAUUUAUUAUUCUAUUUAACACUGGCUCUUCAAUUAGUGUACCAGACUCCUUUGUGAGUAGGGUUCAUUGUGAUCAAUUGUCAUCAAGGCUAGCAUUUAGUACAUCCAAUCAAUGAUGUUCUAUGUAAUGGUUGUGGUAUUGACUGAUUUUUAAUUUUACAGUAUGUUGAGCCCUGUUGAACUCUUUUAAUAUGAUAAUUGCUUUACUAAUCAGUAGUCAUGGUUUGUGUGCAACUGCAGAUCAUUGACAUCAGUUAAUAUCCCCUGAUACUCGUAUCUGACUAUACGAAAGAUGCAUGUGGUGAAAGACAUAUAAUAUCUACACAGUGGAUAUUAGAGUAAUAUUGGGGGAAAUACUGCAUCCUUGCAUAUCAGAAUUUUAAGAAAUAGGUUAAUAAGUAAUUUAUUAAGGUAUAUUUCUUUUUAUAUGGCAUAGCUAUUAAAUACUAUCUUCUAAGUUUAUACAAACAUCUAUUAAACAGCUUACUUUGUAACUACAUCAUAAGCGUUCAUUUGUUCAUACAUUAUAUACUGUGUUUAUCAAGGAUAUAAUCGAUUUAAACCAAAAAAAUGGUCAUCAGAUAUGGCUAUGGGCAGUUUUCUUUACUCAUAUAAUCUAUAACUUUACAUACAAUAUAAGUAUGUACACACAUUCAAUAAAAUAAACUGUAUAUUAUAUUUCAAAUAACCACUUUGUUUGUCAUGUUUUUUAAUAUCAUUUUAUAAA
This is a messenger RNA of Neopsephotus bourkii (Bourke's parrot), 3867 nucleotides long. RefSeq names its product glycerol-3-phosphate acyltransferase 3-like. The transcript is spliced from 13 exons. Gene Ontology annotation, biological process: triglyceride biosynthetic process. The coding region runs from base 387 to 1592 and encodes 401 amino acids. The record is from RefSeq and is a predicted model, not a curated record. Gene Ontology annotation, molecular function: glycerol-3-phosphate O-acyltransferase activity. Gene Ontology annotation, cellular component: endoplasmic reticulum. NCBI's taxonomy places the organism in Eukaryota, Metazoa, Chordata, Aves, Psittaciformes, Psittacidae.